Messenger RNA from Felis catus (domestic cat), 2771 nucleotides. It is a transcript of the gene AAR2, whose product is annotated as AAR2 splicing factor. Lineage: Eukaryota; Metazoa; Chordata; Mammalia; Carnivora; Felidae. The transcript is spliced from 4 exons. The coding region runs from base 432 to 1586 and encodes 384 amino acids. Gene Ontology annotation, biological process: spliceosomal tri-snRNP complex assembly. The record is from RefSeq and is a predicted model, not a curated record.
AAUGUUGGUUGAAACUCUACAUUGCUUUCUUGACCCAUGAAUGAGUUGUGAUUUGCAGUUUGAGAAAAAAGUGCUGAUUCAGAGUGAGAGUCCUUUGUAGUAGUUUUGGGUUAAGAUGAUAAAAUAUGCCCUUAACAUUUUUGGAAACUGGUUGGUCUUCCUUUCCCCCCAGUUUAGUUUUAACAUAAGAGUAAGACAAAUUAAACAGGCAGCUGGUUCUUCUGUUUGUGACAUUUGGGGGUCUUGUUUGUAUAUCUGGCUGGGUUAGAAGUGCCUAGAGGGCAGUGACUGUCCUACUCUGUGGAUGUUUCACAGAUUAUUGUUUCAGGCAAAGAUCCUGGCAUAGUGCAGGCGCUUGGUGAUUACUUGCUGAAUUGAAUAGUUCUGUAAGACAAGAAGGGUUGUUCUUUUGGUCACGUACCACUGGUCUCAUGGCUGCCAUGCAGAUGGAUCCUGAGCUUGCCAAGCGCCUCUUCUUUGAAGGGGCCACCGUGGUCAUCCUGAAUAUGCCCAAGGGGACAGAGUUUGGCAUCGACUACAACUCCUGGGAGGUGGGGCCCAAGUUCCGGGGCGUGAAGAUGAUCCCACCAGGCAUCCACUUCCUCCACUAUAGCUCUGUGGACAAGGCCAAUCCCAGGGAGGUGGGGCCUCGUAUGGGCUUUUUCCUUAGCCUGCAGCAGCGGGGGCUGAUGGUCCUGCGCUGGAAUGCAAUUCGAGAAGAGGUAGACCUGUCCCCAGCCCCAGAGGCUGAGGUGGAGGCCAUGAGGGCCAACCUCCAGGAGCUGGACCAAUUCCUGGGACCUUACCCAUAUGCCACACUCAAGAAGUGGAUCUCACUCACCAACUUCAUCAGUGAGGCCACAAUGGAGAAGCUGCAGCCUGAGAGCCGACAGAUCUGUGCCUUCUCAGAGGUGCUUCCUGUGCUGUCCAUGAAGCACACUAAGGACCGGAUAAAGCAGAAUCUACCUCGCUGCGGCACUGAGUGCAAAAGCUACCAGGAGGGCCUGGCCCGGCUGCCAGAGAUGAAGCCCAGAGCCGGCACGGAGAUCCGCUUCUCAGAGCUGCCCACACAGACAUACCCGGCAGGUGCCACGCCAGCAGAGAUAACCAGGCACAGCAUGGACUUGAGUUAUGCCUUGGAGACUGUGCUCAGCAAGCAAUUCCCCAGCAGCCCCCAGGAUGUGCUCGGUGAACUCCAGUUUGCAUUUGUAUGCUUCCUCUUGGGGAAUGUGUAUGAGGCAUUUGAGCACUGGAAGCGGCUCCUUAAUCUCCUGUGCCGGUCUGAAGAAGCCAUGGUGAAGCACCACACCCUCUACAUCAACCUCAUCUCCAUCCUGUACCACCAGCUUGGCGAGAUCCCCGCUGACUUCUUUGUGGACAUUGUCUCCCAGAACAACUUCCUCACCAGCACCUUACAGGUUUUCUUUUCCUCCGCCUGCAGCGUUGCCGUGGAUGCCACCCUGAGGCAGAAAGCUGAAAAGUUCCAAGCUCACCUGACCAAGAAGUUUCGGUGGGACUUUGAGGCAGAGCCAGAGGACUGUGCCCCAGUGGUGGUGGAGCUCCCCGAGGGUGUGGAGACUGCCUAACGGGGAAUACUGUCAGCCAGGGGAGGCCCCUUCCCACACAGCUGCAGUCCUGGCCUCUCCAUUCAUCCCUUCCUACCAGGACCUGUAGGGGUAGUGGCCCCACCAGGUUCUGCAAAGUUAGAGCCAGAAUUCCCUCUUUUACCAGUAAAUAAGUUUCUUCAGUACCAAAGAGGCUAUGUGCAUCCUGAGGGCACAUUCAUGGGCUCCCAUCAGCCUGGCCAUGGGACUAACCUAACUGAAUUCUAAAUGGGCUCUUAUAGAAGCUCUCGGGAGAGACCUGCCUCAGCAGCACCCCUACUUCAUUCUGAAUGAGAAGAAUGUGAGCCAAAAACCCAAGAGAACUGAUAGCUCAUUCCAUAGGAUGGUUAGAAAACAAGACACCCUGGACUGCACAGGGUCUGAGAUCUCCGUUGGUGACUUUAAAAGUUAACUAGAAGUUCCUAGGGAAAUGAGCUAGAAUUUCUGUCUGUCCCUUGUUGAAUGGGAACACGUCACAGAAAACACAGGCCUGUGACCACUCAGGAGCUCCAGAUUGGGAAGGGGGAACCCAGAAGACAGGUGGGUUGAGUCUGACGAGUGGUCAGCUUUUGCUUUCUCCGUCAACAUCCCUUCCUCCUGUCCAGAGGUCCCAGUGGGUAAUCAUCCAAGACUGUUGUGGCCCCUGACCUCAGGGGCCUUGCUGAUGCCACGUUCCUCUCUUCCAUUCCACUCUGAGACCUCAGUCCCAGAAGUGGGACUUGGCAGCCCCUCUGUACAUCCCCAUUCCUCACCAGAGCCACCAUGACUAUUUCUGAUGACCUGGAGAUUCAACAACAAAGAGGAAGGUUCUUGCUCAGAAUAGGCUUCUUUGGCCCUGCUGAAGUUCUCUGUGUUCAGAGUUCUGGAGAUGACCUGACCCACCUGGAUCUUCCCAGUCCUGCUGUGGAGCUGUCAGCCACAGGAGUAAUGAUGCUCCCAUUCCCUUGGAGUCCUGAGGGUGUACCCACAUACAUGGGUCCUGCCACCCUGACCUCAAACUGUUGUACUACGAUCAGAAUCCCUGCGCCAUUCUUUUCCAAGGCUGCGGCUCAUACCAGGUUUCUGAAUGAGAAUCCGUGCUGGUUAAGACUUUUGGUUCCAUUUGUUUCCUUGGAGAUGUUUUUCCAAGAGCAUAACGUACAUUAAAGUCUUUGAGUUGAGAUUAAA